AUGUCGUCCAUGCGAAAUUCAAUACAGCGCCGCUCGCAUCGCGAGAGGGGUCAGCUCAAAGGCCGUGAGAAACUCGGCCUCCUCGAAAAGCACAAGGAUUACUCCCUUCGAGCAAAAGACCACAAAAAGAAACAGACCGUCCUCAAGAGCCUCAAGCAAAAGGCUGCCGAGCGAAACGAAGAUGAGUUCUACUUUGGCAUGGUUUCCCGGGGCAAAUUCUCCUCAGGGAAGCUGGCAGUGGGCAAGAAGUGGGACGGCACCGUGGCCGGCGACAGAGGAAAUAAGGCCCUGGACGUGGACACCGUCCGACUUCUCAAGACCCAAGACAUCGGCUACCUACGGACGGUGCGGAACGUCGUCGCCAAGGAGGUCAGAGACCUCGAGCAAAAGGCUGUGAUCGCAGGGGCGUUUGCGGGCGUGGACGGCGAUGGCGACGAGGACGAGGAAGACGAUUUUGACAGUGACGAGGAUGCUGCACCAAGGAAAGCGAAGCCACAAUUAAAACCGAAGAAGAUCGUGUUUGCCGCGUCAGAAGAGGAACUAGAGGAGAAAAUGCCGGAUCCAGAGGACAGCGACGACGACGUGGACAUGGACGAUGACGAUUCCGAGCAGUCUGACAAUGAGAAAGACCGCGAGGCAAGAAAGAGGGCACAGAACGCAGAGCGGCUACGUACGAAGUUGCGGAACGCAAGGAAGAAACUGAAGGCCCUCACGGACGCGGAGAACGAGCUCGAGCUGCAGCGGGCACGGAUGGCGAAAACGGCGACGGUGGGAAGCAUCACGAAGAAGGGCCAGAAGAUCAAGGUUCGGGAACGCAAGAAGUAG
Molecule: messenger RNA, 825 nt
Organism: Diaporthe citri
Lineage: Eukaryota; Fungi; Ascomycota; Sordariomycetes; Diaporthales; Diaporthaceae
Exons: 2
Coding region: 1-825 (274 amino acids)
Biological process (GO): rRNA processing
Cellular component (GO): small-subunit processome; nucleolus
Source: RefSeq, a predicted model, not a curated record